Postia placenta MAD-698-R-SB12 is the source of this 1271-nucleotide messenger RNA. RefSeq lists its product as hypothetical. The record is from RefSeq and is a predicted model, not a curated record. Lineage: Eukaryota; Fungi; Basidiomycota; Agaricomycetes; Polyporales; Adustoporiaceae. The coding region runs from base 59 to 1039 and encodes 326 amino acids. The transcript is spliced from 5 exons.
CAUUCUCUCCGCUGUCCUCGUUCUCCCCGCCGUUCAGCUGACCAGUUCCUCCCACAACAUGGCGGCGGUAUCACUGUCAAACUCACCGAUUACUCAGGUCUCGCAAACACCCGUGCAGACCAACCUGCAGCCCCACCUCUUGACGAGAUUGCUCCUCGAUUUACGCGGAAAGCGGUUUUCCGUGGACCGAGAGACUAUUAUGAACCUUCCCGAAUCGGUUCUCCUCUGUCUGUUUCCGAACGGCCUCGUACUAAGUCGUCAAAGCGCGGCCUUAUCAGAUGGGGGCGAUAAUGACGACUAUGAGGAGAUGUACGCUGUAGACUUUGAUCCGGAUUGCUUCUCAUAUGUCCUCACGUUCUUUCGCAAUGCGUCAGACACGUUCUACGGGACACCCAGUUCACCUGGCCUAUUCACGGCACAGCAACAGUUGGUCGAGGGUGGUUCUCCGACAUCGGACUUUGGACCUGCACAGUCGCAGAACCCGCUUCUUGCCAAGCAACCCAUCAUUGUCCUUCGUGAGGAGCUUGAGUAUUUCUCCAUUCCACCGAAGGACAGCGGCGCGGUGACAAAUAGCAGUGGCAUUGCGAACGACGCGCUCCUGGAUCUGAAGAAGAAAUGCGGCGAUUUUCUUCUGCACAAGCGAAACAUCUUCACCGCUUUGCAGCGAAAUGUUAAUAAGGAGAACAACAUUGCGGAGCAACAUCUCAUCGACAUGCUGUGUAUGAGUGGAUUUGAUCGAGACGACGAGUGGGGCUAUCGUGCUAUGGAACCUUCACGGUGUUGUAUAUCCUCGAUAGCUCUUGUUCUAUUGAAGACUGGAAUUGUUCAUCACCCUCCAAAUGCCAGCGGUGAGAGACAAGUGACCAUAGACUAUAAUCAGAUGGCGACGGCGCAGAAGCUCCUGUUGUUCUGGCGUAAACCGGCGCGGAAGUGCUGGUGGGAUGGCAUCGAGGUGAACAUGGCACAACCUGGAGAACCAGAGAAGCCGGUGAAGCUAUGGGCGCGGAGAGUUUGGACGCUCGAAUUGAGUCUGGUCUAACGCUGCCAGGUCAUUGGCGUAUCUGCUAUUCCUCUUACUUACUCCUGUUACUCUCAUGUCGGACUAUCUGGAUACCCCCAUUUUGUGGCGCGCUUGUGGUCACCACAGGCAUAAUAUGUUCCUUCCGCUCCGCGUGGAUUUACGUGAACUGGUUUCGAUUGCAAUCAUGUACGCUGAUGAGCAUGCGCGUGUAUCCGCAGCUAGUGAAUGUCAUUCAUGUCAACGAGCCAGU